ACCGUAUCUACAGAAUAUUUUAUGUUCUUAGUCUCAGUCACUGAUUUGCUACCGUACCGUGUGCUACGCUAAAAAUACGAUGACCAACAACUGUACCGGAAGCUUUUUAUCAUAAUAUUACAUACUGGAAAUUGGAGUGUUACAAGUGCAAAAGUAAAAAAAAACUUAACUCAAAGGAUAAGACAAAAUGGAACAAUUCGACCAACUGCUGACAUGCGCAAUAUGUUUGGACAGGUACAGAAAUCCAAAAUUACUACCAUGCCAGCAUUCGUUUUGUAUGGAACCAUGUAUGGACGGUUUAGUGGACUAUGUCCGGAGACAAGUAAAAUGCCCGGAAUGUCGAGCAGAACAUCGAAUACCAUACAACGGUGUUCAAGGCUAUCCAACAAAUGUAACUUUACAGCGUUUCUUAGAACUACAUAUAGAAAUUACUGGAGAGUUACCAGAUCCAACAAGUGGACAAAUAAUGAAACGAUGUGGUGUGUGUUCAGAAAAAGCAUACGUGACACCAUGCGUUCAUUGCGAAAAAGAUGUAUGUUCAGACUGCAAAGGCGCUCAUAUGGAUAUUUUAAGAAGAGAAAUAGCCCGAAUUAAUAACCAGGUUAGGCGGGCGUUACAUAGGUUAUCAGAUAUGCUUGCUGGUGUAGAAAAGAAUAUGUUGACAUUGCAACAAAAUUGCACUUCGGUAACUGAAGAAGUAGAUGAAAUUUAUCGCAGAUUGGCCAAGGCCUUAAAAGAUCGUACUGACCAUCUUAGAGGAGAAAUCGAUCGAUACUUAUCAACGGAAUUAAAAAAUUUAUGCAAUCUUAAAGAGAAUUUAGAUAUUGAAAUAUCAAAUAUACAAAGUAAUUGUGAUUUAGCGGAUAAACAUAUGCAAUCAGAUGAUGUAGAAUGGGAAGACAGUGAGCUUAUGGAUGCCAAAGAAAUAUUUUUAAAAACUGUAGAAUUUAUUAGAAAUUUUGAAACAGAAAUUGGCGAUUACAGCAGAAGAGCGAAAUUUUUAAUGGCUCACGACCCAAAUCAAUUGGUUAUGCAUGUUGCCAGUUAUGGCGAGCUUACUAUUCAUGCCCCACACCAAGCAUUUAAUGCCAGUUCAAAUUCUCUUCAGGCUCCAAGUCCAGGCCUUAUGCGAUCUAAAAGUGAUCAUAGACUUGCUUCACAAUACCGACAGGAUGAGAGAAAUGCAUACGAAACAGGUGGUGAAAUUGGUGGAAGAGUCUCACCAUUAGGUGGUAGGAAAUUCGGUGAAAGAUAUCCAAGUCGGUAUACACGUGGAGAUAGAAAUGAUUACGAUGCAGACACGACGCACGAUAACGAAAAUAGAAGUUCAGCUAGAUCUAGGAUUAGAUCUAGAUUAGGAAGACAUGGCUUGAAUGAAAAUACAGACUCUGAUACGGAUUCAAGAUCAGUGCGUUUCUCUGAAACAAAUAAUACUGUGCACCGUGAACGAGAACGUGUUUUAGACACCGAGGACGUAGCUAAAGGUCCCUUAAGUGGUAUCACUAGAUUAUAUGAUUCUCCUAGAGUAAUGAAAAGGCUGUUAGAAAGUGAGAACAAAGAUAAAAAAGCUGAAGUUGUACCUAAGCCCCAACCACAACCAGCAGUUCAGCAGCCAAAAAAAAUUACUCCUCAACCAACACCACAGAGACAACUAAGCGAAGACGAUGAAAUAGCAAGGAUAAAACGACAAAACAAAACUGCGUCUACAUCGUCUGAUACAGAACGAAGAGAUAGAGUCGGUUCAAUUAAGAGAGAUGACUCGAGAGAUUCCAAUAGAUCAACAUCUAAUACACCAGCAGAAAGCACUCGAAAGACAUCUGUACCUGAACCAAUACCGACGGAUACCCAAGAAUCGUCUGAAAGUGAGUCUGAAGAGGAUUCAGUUGAAGUAGUUGAGCCGAGAAAACCUACACCCGCCAGAACUACAUUUACUCCAUCCACGUCAGCUGCAACGGCAGAUUCGAGACGAUCUUCCACUGCAUCCGAUAACUUAGGAUCAAAAGGAAGUGCUAGACUCAAAUCGACUAGAUCAGACAGUAUUGAAAGUACGUGUUCCUCAGAAACUCCCGGGACGCCGGUACGAAGAAACGCCGGAAGUACUUACGCAUCUGAAGACGUGAAACAAUCGCCAGUUAGUUCGAGCUCUGGAAGUACAACUCCACGAGCUAGAUUUUCUUCAGUUUCUUCAAAAAGAGAUUCAGCAACACCAACAAACUCUCGAAGUUACAAUGUUACGGGUAACAGUGAAAGUACUUCAAAAAAAGAAGAAAUCGAAGAUGAAGAAGAAGAAGAAGAAGAAACGGAAACUUCGUCCGAAUCAUCUGAAACUGAUACAGACGAAGAUUCCGAGGAUGCUAAACCAAAAACCCCUGUACCAAAAGCUAUGGAAAAAACGGAUAUUGGUCCAUUGUUGGCUAGAAGUGCUCAAGCUAGAGAUAAUGGUAGCAGCAGUAACAGUAGCUCAAGGAGAGCUAGCCAAGAUGAAUCUUAUACUAGAUCACGAUACGGAACCAGUGGCUACAAAUCACCGUCGUAUCAGAGCCCCAGAGAAGCCGAUACGUCAGCGAGUGGUAGUAAGUACCUGAACAAUUCUCGAACCGAACCUGCCCCGCGGUUCACUAGCAGAUUCCUAAAAACUAAAAGUAUCCAAGAAGAAAAUCCUACCAAACCAAGUUACAACAGUGACAACAAAUACACAUCAGACAAGGGCGGGUUAUUACGGAGUAGAACCAGCGCUAACCUAGAAGAAGACCUUCCGGAUGACACUAACACAUCUGCAUACUCGCCAUAUUCUAAAAAUCAUUAUGGUUCGGAAUUGUCCAGAAGUCGAUCCAGUCAUGCUUUAAAAUCUCGGGAAACCUCACCCGAUAGGCCUGUAACAAAUGCUUCAGCAGGAACAGGAGAAAAAGACGGUGCGGCUUUAAGCUCAUGGGCUAGGUAUCUGAAAAACAAAUAUGGAAACCGCAGCAAAGAAAAUGCAGCCAAAGAUAACGCCGCGGCUGCCAGUUCAGCGUCAAGCUCGUCUUCUCGGCGACUUUCGCUAGGAUUACCACUACGUUCCAAUUCCACUCACGUUGACAGUUCAGAUGACGACCAAAAAAACAUGCAAAGCUCCCCCACCUCCCAUACAAUUAUCGAAGCAGGUAUGCAGGGCGUAGGUUCUACCCCUAGAGUUCAGUACCUACAAAAGCGACAGUUGUUGUUUAAGAUCGGUGGUAGGGGGAGCGAGCCCGGAUAUUUUACAUGGCCCAGAGGCGUCGCCGUUGGUCCAGACAACCUAAUUGUUGUAGCCGAUUCAUCGAACCACAGAAUCCAAGUAUUUGAUAACAGCGGGAAAAUAUUAAAAGACUUUGGGUCCUAUGGAAAUAGUGAAGGCGAAUUCGAUUGUUUGGCCGGAGUAGCCGUCAAUCGUAUUGGCCAAUAUAUCAUUGCAGAUCGGUACAACCAUAGAAUACAAGUGUUAGACCCGUCCGGAAGAUUUCUAAGGUCGUUUGGAAGUCAAGGUUCUAGUGACGGUCGUUUCAAUUAUCCUUGGGGAAUUACUACCGAUGCCCUUGGGUUCAUAUACGUUUGCGACAAAGAAAAUCACAGAAUCCAGGUGUUCCAGUCAGACGGAACAUUUGUAGGUAAAUUUGGAUCGAACGGGAAUAAAAUCGGACAACUGGAACAUCCACAUUACAUAGCGGUAUCGAAUACAAACAGAGUAAUCGUUUCUGACUGCAACAACCAUCGUAUUCAGAUUUUUGAUGUUAACGGAAGAGUGAUCAGUUCAUUUGGCACAGAAGGAUCAGAAAAUGGCCAAUUUAAAUUCCCCAAAGGUGUAGCUGUGGACGACCAAGGAUACAUACUGGUAGCAGACUCCGGUAACAAUCGCAUACAAAUUUUUCAUCCUGACUCAACGUUCCUGAGGGCUUUCGGUUGCUGGGGAUCUGGUGAUGGGGAGUUCAAAGGACUUGAAGGCAUCGCUGUUAUGUCCAAUGGAAAUAUAUUAGUCUGUGACCGAGAGAAUCAUAGGGUUCAAGUUUUCUAAUUUCACGCGUUACUGACUUCAUAGUAAAAGUAGUGCGAAUCAUGUAUAUACUUAUAGUAUUGACAUUAGAUCAUAACUUCUUCAUAUGGCUUUAAAAAUUAAUAUUUGAAGGAUUUUAAUGUUUUUUUUUUUUUUUUAUUUUAUUAUAUACACAUUACACAUAUUAUAUAUAUCAAAAUAAAUUGUUACAAUAUAAUAAUAUCAUAACUUUCAAAAUUGUGAAUUAAUUAUUUUAUGAAUAAUAAUAUUCAAAUUUAAAAGGGUAACAUUCAAAAUCCAAACAUAUCCAAUGGAUAUGAAACGUGAAUUAUAUUUGUUACAAAUAUGUAUGCCAAAUAAUAUAUCGACCAAUUAACAAAAUUA
Acyrthosiphon pisum (pea aphid) is the source of this 4393-nucleotide messenger RNA. RefSeq names its product tripartite motif containing protein thin (gene tn). The record is from RefSeq and is a predicted model, not a curated record. Gene Ontology annotation, molecular function: metal ion binding; ubiquitin protein ligase activity; protein binding. Gene Ontology annotation, biological process: protein polyubiquitination; proteasome-mediated ubiquitin-dependent protein catabolic process. NCBI's taxonomy places the organism in Eukaryota, Metazoa, Arthropoda, Insecta, Hemiptera, Aphididae. The transcript is spliced from 14 exons. The coding region runs from base 188 to 4030 and encodes 1280 amino acids.